GGUUGCUAGGCACCCGCACAACCGCCGCCGGACGACCCGAAGAGGCGGCGCCCGUCCCGAGGGAGGGAGCGACCCGGCGAGACCGUUGUUUCAGCAAAAUAUCUGGUGGAGUUCCUGGAGCCAUGGCUAGCGCUGACAUCAAACCAAAAUCUAUAAGUCGUGCCAAAAAAUGGUCAGAUGAGAUAGAGAAUCUAUACAGAUUUCAGCAAGCUGGAUACAGGGAUGAAAUUGAAUAUAAACAAGUGAAGCAAGUUGAUAUGGUGGAUCGUUGGCCAGAAACAGGAUUUGUGAAGAAACUUCAGAGAAGGGACAAUACUUUCUAUUAUUACAACAAGCAAAGAGAAUGUGAAGACAAAGAAGUCCAUAAAGUGAAAGUUUAUGCAUAUUAAUUUUGUUAAUCCCAACUACACUGUUUUGUUUUUGUUUGUUGUAAGUAUGUUGCUUUAAUCUAUCUGAUGUUUAUAAAAUGUAAGGAAUUAAACAAGGUUUCUGAACUAAUUUGUUCUGUUUUUAAAUAUAGCUGAACA
This is a messenger RNA of Terrapene triunguis (Three-toed box turtle), 527 nucleotides long. RefSeq names its product meiosis/spermiogenesis associated 1 (gene MEIG1). Gene Ontology annotation, cellular component: nucleus. The coding region runs from base 123 to 389 and encodes 88 amino acids. The record is from RefSeq and is a predicted model, not a curated record. The transcript is spliced from 3 exons. Lineage: Eukaryota; Metazoa; Chordata; Testudines; Emydidae.